AUGGAGCCGGGCUGUGACAACGUCCGGAAGCGUGGUGGAACAUCAGGGAGGCAGGGCUGUGACCACUUCCGUCAGCGUGGUCGAAAAUCAGGGAGGCAGGGCCGCGACAACGUCCGUCAUCGUGGUGGACCAUCAUGGAGGCAGGGCUGUGACAUUGUCCGUCAGCGCGGUAAAACAUCAGGAAUGCAGGGCCGUGACAAAGUCCGUCAGCGUGGUGGAACAUCAGGGAGGCAGGGCUGUAACAACGUCCGUCAACGUGGUGGGACAUCAGGGAGGCAGGGCUGUGACAACGUCUGUCAGCAUGGUAUACCAUCAGGGAGGCAGGGCUGUGACAUUGUCCGUCAGCAUGGUGGAACAUCAGGGAGGCAAGGCUGUGACAUUGUCCGUCAGCGUGGUGGAACAUCAGGGAGGCAGGGCUGUGACAACGUCCGUCAGUGUGGUGGAACAUCAGGGAGACAGGGCUGUGACAUCGUCCGUCAGCGUGGUGGAACAUCAUGGAGGCAGGGCUGUGACAAUGUCCAUCAGCGUCGUGGACCAUCAGGGAGGAGGGGCUGUGACAACGUCUGUCAGCGUGGUGGAACAUCAGGGAGGCAGGUCUGUGACAACGUCUGUCAGCGUGGUGGAACAUCAGGGAGGCAGGGCUGUGACAACGUCUGUCAGCGUGGUGUAACAUCAGGGAGGCAUGGCUGUGACAACGUCCGUCACCGUGGUGGAACAACAGGGAGGCAGGGCAGUGACAAUGUCCGUCAGCGUGGUGGACCAUCAGGGAUGCAGGGCUGUGACAACGUCCGACAGCGUGGUGGAACAUCACGGAGGCAGGGCUGUGACAACGUCCGUCAGCGUGGUGGAACAUCAGGGAGGCAGGGCUGUAACAACGUCCGUCAACGUGGUGGGACAUCAGGGAGGCAGGGCUGUGACAACGUCUGUCAGCAUGGUAUACCAUCAGGGAGGCAGGGCUGUGACAACGUCCAUCAGCGUGAUGGGACAUGA
This is a messenger RNA of Schistocerca gregaria, 990 nucleotides long. RefSeq lists its product as uncharacterized. The transcript has a single exon. Bases 1 to 990 code for a protein of 329 amino acids. Lineage: Eukaryota; Metazoa; Arthropoda; Insecta; Orthoptera; Acrididae. The record is from RefSeq and is a predicted model, not a curated record.